CCGUGCUGCGACUUGAUAAUGGCAGUGAAGAUGAAGUUUUCCUUUAUCUUGCUUCUUUUAUUAGAUUUCCCUCAUCUCAAUGGGCAAGAGAGGAUCAAGGAGUUUGAAGCCAUUCUGCUAAGACUCAAAUUCCCUUCAGUUUACAACAGUGACAUCAAGUCCUGCUGCAAACUCGAAAACAAAAGGAUUUGUUUCCCGCUGCUGGACAGCACCGGGUACACCUACGAGCUGCUGAGAGGAAGAGUGACCAAAACAGAGGGGGACGGCUGGAUCGAGUUCAAAAUAUUAAACGUUACGUUAGAGGAUGCAGGAUACUACAGAUGCUCUCUGCUGGAAAAACCAGACAUAAUUUUCAUCUACAUGUUUCUCGUGUUCACAGAAUCCUCAAUUCCCCACAGUUCGUCUCAGCCUCCCCUGACAACAACCAUCAAAACCAUCAGCAACGCCGACAGUCCCAGCAUGCCCUGGAGUUUUGGCCUGCCCCUAUUGGUCGUUGUGUCCAUUACAGUGAUGAUUGUGAUCACUUUGGUUAUUAUGGGUGUAGUUUGCUACAGAAAGAAGGCAAAACCUGAACAGCCAGUGGCAGAGGCAGAGAUGGCGCAGACUCAGACGGUCUACACUGAAGCUACACCUGAACAGCUGGAACAGCUGCAGCAGCAGGGCAUCCACUGUGAUGUCAUCACCUUCACUGAUGGAUAGACGGCUUCUUAAAACUACUGGGACUCAAACCUGCAUCGCCCAGGACCAAUACAAACCACUAUGAGCUGACAAGUACCGUGCAGUGACCUCAACUUAUUUAUGCAUCCAGCUGGCUGUGAACUAAAGCAUCGUGUCCUCCACGGUCUCAUCUGCUCGGGGGUGUUUGCACUGUUUAGUAAGAUCAACAGCUUUUUGUAAAUUCAGAUUAUUGCACCCAGCGCUUCUAACUUAAUCAUAGUGGCUGUGCAUUUAGGAGCGGGAUUGUAAUUAUAAAAAUGUAUUUGUGUUUAUGUGCCUCAACUGCUUCGAUUUGCAAGACAAUGUUAUCAAAGAAAAUGAAACAGCUUAUAUCGUGUGUUUGGAAAUAUACAGAGUAUCCAAAUGAACAUUUUAGUUUUCAGAUUGAGAAAAUGAAAAGGGGAGCGUUUAUUGUUUAUCUGUAAUAAGACCUGUUGAUUGCUAGAAUGCCACAACCUCUGUUCUGUAAAGAGCGAUUUGUUUUGA
This is a messenger RNA of Limanda limanda (common dab), 1203 nucleotides long. RefSeq names its product zinc finger protein 335 (gene znf335). The transcript has 5 exons. The coding region runs from base 19 to 699 and encodes 226 amino acids. NCBI's taxonomy places the organism in Eukaryota, Metazoa, Chordata, Actinopteri, Pleuronectiformes, Pleuronectidae. The record is from RefSeq and is a predicted model, not a curated record.